Messenger RNA from Candidozyma haemuli, 546 nucleotides. RefSeq lists its product as uncharacterized. The transcript has a single exon. The record is from RefSeq and is a predicted model, not a curated record. Bases 1 to 546 code for a protein of 181 amino acids. Lineage: Eukaryota; Fungi; Ascomycota; Pichiomycetes; Serinales; Metschnikowiaceae.
AUGCUUAGAACUACACUCCUUUCAAGCUUUUCACUUCUUGCAUUGCUUGCUUCGGUCAAGGCUGACGAAACCGUCUUCAGCACCACCACCUACGAUGUCAUUGCCAGAAUCCCAGUGACUGAGUACAUCUGGACUAAUGACGCUGGCUCGCUCACCACCACACAGCUUACUGGCACUGCCACUUAUGUGCCUGCCACCGAUGCUGAUGAGUCUGCAACUAUCACCAGCUCCGCUGAACCUCCACAGCAGUCUGGCUCCUUCGUGGCUUCUGUUGGUGUUCCAACCACUUCCCUGGUUGAUGCCUUACCUUCUGACUUCUUUGAGUCCAGCGCACUGUCUGCUGCUGCUGUUGUUGCCGCUCCAAGUGAGUCUGAGUUCUUGUCGUCUGCCCCACCAGCUAUCACCGAUGCUCCAUCAGCAAUCCCAUCUGGUGACUACUUCUCUACCGGCACAUCUUCCACCACAACUACCUUGGAAGAUGGUUCUUCCGCCGUUAUUGAGUAUGUUGUCUUAUACACCAACGUGUGUUCGGCCUCAGCCAACUAG